Molecule: messenger RNA, 1748 nt
Organism: Brassica napus (rape)
Lineage: Eukaryota; Viridiplantae; Streptophyta; Magnoliopsida; Brassicales; Brassicaceae
Exons: 2
Coding region: 1225-1617 (130 amino acids)
Cellular component (GO): mitochondrial membrane
Source: RefSeq, a predicted model, not a curated record
AUUUUCGGUUAUUUCUAACAAAGUUUUAUAUAUUUUCUAUUUCUUUAGUAUUAAAAAUUUUGAUCUAUAAAAGUUGCAGAUUAAAUUUAACUUUUAUAAAAUAAUCUCAGUUUUAUAGAUAUAACCAUUUAAUUCUAUUUAAUUUUUUACAUUUCUAUUAUUUUCGUCAUUUUCACAUUUUUAUUUAUGGAUAUUGGUAUGUUCUCAAAUAUUUUUAAUCGGAUAUUCAAUGACCAAAUCAAAUUAUAUCUAAAUAAUUAUGCAUACUAAACGUUUCUAAUAUACUUGAGUUGAUAUUUGGUAUCAAAUCAAACUGAAAUACUUAUGAGUCCUAAAUAGAUAUAAAAUCUAUCAAUUUAAUAUAUUGAUUUUUAUCAAAACCAUCCAAAAUAUUGAUGUAUAUAUAUAUUUAUAUAAGAACCUCUCUGAUUUAUUCAAAAUUAAGAGUGUAUAGUCUUGAAACUAAUUACUUUGUAAAUAUUCAAAGUCAUAUAAAUUUAAAUAAGCUAUAAUUUUAAAUUUUAUAGAAUCUUUCUAAAAAAUAAAAGUAAUUUUAAAAUAGAUAAAGUUAUUCGGUUAUAACUGGACUGUAUAAUAUAACAGCUUCAAUCUCUAAUCCCGAUUAUCUUUUCGAACUCACUUCUUCUCUGGCCAAGUCGUCCAAAGGUAUGCAAAAAUUCAUGGUGUUAGAGCUUUUGCUUUUGAUUCAAUAGACUGACUAACUUAAUUUGCGAUUGGGUCUGAUUCAGAAGUCUAUAAGGUUGUUUAGGUAAUGAGGUUUUGUGUGGGAUUAGGAUAUCGUGAAGAAGUGGAAGCUGUUCAUCAUUGGUUUUCAUCUCACAGUAACUUCAUGCACUUGUUGUUUUAGUUAAAAAGAAUAUAAGAGCUAUCUCCCGACUCCCGCUGAAUGCUACUUGAAUGGUUAAUAAUGGAGAAGAUCAUCUUUAUAAAAUGCACAAGAAGAAGAUGGUCUAAAAACUAUAUAGCUUGGUUUAUAUAUGUGAGGUUAAUGAGGCUUUCGCAUUAUCUUCUCUCUCUGUUCCAUGCAUGAUUUACCUAUGGUUAAUGGUCCUCUAUCUAUCUAUCUAUCUAGACUUGCUCCUGCAUGACAGUUUCUACUUGCUUAAUUCCAUCAGAAAAAUGUACAGUUACCACUACAUUGUUGUAGUUUCUGUUAGGUUUUAAACUCUUGAAUUUUCCUUGCUUUGUGGCUAUAUCCAAAAGAUGACAACAAUCCAAACUGGCCCAAAGACUCAAAAGCCAUCUCCUUCUACUCUCAAGCAGCCAUCAUCAUCGAUUAAAAGGUGGGGAAGGAGACACCCUUUUGUACGAUACGGACUUCCCAUGAUCUCUCUCACUGUUUUUGGAGCCCUUGGUCUUAGCCAACUCCUCCAAGGCAGUAAAGACAUCGCCAAGGUCAAAGACGACCAGGAAUGGGAAAUUAUUGAGACUAGAAAGGCUCUUUCUAGAACUGGACCUCUCGAUGCUUAUCAACCUAAACACACUUCCAUCCAAGACGAGCUCAAGGCUAUGCAAGGGAAGGUGGACAUAAGCACGUACGAGUACAAGAAAAUUCCAAAGCCAUACACGAAGUCAAAUCCAGUUAAUGUCAAGUGAAUAAUUUUAUAUAUCAGAGGUUUUUAUUAUUCUUAGACAUAAACUAGCUUCCUUUGAAACCUAUCAUGAAUUUGUGAGAAGCACAAUCUAUUCUGAAGCCAACUUAUUUCUCAAGUAGAUAGUUAAUGGUA